Molecule: messenger RNA, 2571 nt
Organism: Microdochium trichocladiopsis
Lineage: Eukaryota; Fungi; Ascomycota; Sordariomycetes; Xylariales; Microdochiaceae
Exons: 6
Coding region: 1-2571 (856 amino acids)
Biological process (GO): mRNA cis splicing, via spliceosome
Cellular component (GO): U1 snRNP; U2-type prespliceosome
Molecular function (GO): RNA binding; protein binding
Source: RefSeq, a predicted model, not a curated record
AUGAACGGCGCGCCAGGCCCGUUCGGGCAGCCAAAUCCAUGGCAGGAACACAAGACGCCCGAGGGGCGCGUCUACUACUACAACUCGCUGACAAAGGUCACUCAAUGGACCAAGCCAGAGGAUAUGAUGACUCCCGCCGAGCGCGCCCUUGCCAGCCAGCCAUGGAAAGAAUACACGGCCGAAGGUGGCAGAAAGUAUUGGUACAACACAGAGACCAAGCAGAGUUCCUGGGAGAUGCCUGAAGCGUACAGAGUGGCCUCUGGGCAGGAUUCCAUGUCUGGUCCUCAGAAUGGCUACAACAAUUCAGGUUAUGACCAGCGACAUGGGGGCCGAGAACGCGACCGUGACCGAGACCGAGACCGAGAUUACAACCGCGACCGAGACUACAGAGAUCAUCGUGACCGUGACCGUGGACGCGACAGAGAUAGGGAUCGGGACUAUCGCGACGGGCAUCACGAUUCGCGCCACAUGGGCUUCGCAGCGGACCCCCGGCAUCCUGCUUUUGUCCCAGCGAGCAAUGAGCCAGAGUUUGCAUCCCCCGAAGAAGCCGAGGCUGCCUUUGUCAAGCUCUUGAAACGCAGCGGAGUGCAGCCAGACUGGACUUGGGAACAGACAAUGCGUGCCACGAUCAGGGACCCUCACUUCCGCGCCAUCAAGGAUCCUAAGGACAGGAAGGCUGCUUUUGAGCAAUACUGCCAGGACAUUGUCGUGCAGGACAAGGAGAAGGCAAAGGAGCGCCUUGCCAAACUCCGGACAGACUUUGCUACAAUGCUCCGCAGCCAUCCUGAGAUCAAACACUAUACGCGCUGGAAGACGGCUCGUCCCAUGAUCGAAGGGGAAACUAUCUUUCGGUCAACCAACAACGAGGACGAGCGGCGUCAGCUUUUCGAGGACUACAUCGUUGAGCUUCGAAAGCAGCAUGUAGAGCAACAGGCAAGCAUGCGUAAGAGCGCUAUGGACGGUCUGAUCGAGCUCUUGCCAAAGCUCAACCUGGAGCCGUACACUCGUUGGUCCGAGGCUCACAGCAUGCUCAAGUCAAGCGGGCCCUUCCAGAAUGACGAGAAGUAUAAGACUUUGACCGACUUUGAUAUCCUCACUGCUUUUCAGAACCACAUCAAGUUUCUGGAGCGCAACUUCAACGACGCUCGCCAGACUGAGAAGAAUAAGAAGCUUCGGGUCGAACGGAAGCGCCGCGACGCGUUCGUGAAGUUGUUACAGGAGCUACGUCGAGCAGGAAAGAUCAAAGCUGGCACGAAAUGGAGCCAGAUUAUUCCCUUGAUUCAAGAUGACGAACGUUUCAUCAAUGCCUGCGGCCAGGCUGGGUCAAUGCCAGUGCACCUUUUCUGGGACAUGGUCGAAGAAGAAGAGCGAGCUCUCAGGGGCACCAGGAAUGACGUCCUGGACGUUAUGGAUGACCGGCGUUUCGACUUCACACCGAAGACUACUUUCGAAGAGUUUGUAUCAGUUCUCAAGGAUGAUCGUCGGACUGCUAACGUGGAUCAUGAGGUCAUGUCACUGCUCUAUGAGAGGGUAAAGAAGAAGACCAAACGCGCUUCUGAGGAGGACCGACUUGCUGAGCGUCAGCAACGGAGGGCCAUUGAUGACCUGCGCUCUUUCGUGAAACACCUUGAGCCACCCAUCCUGUCCGAUGAUACCUGGGAGAAGGUGCGUCCCCGCCUUGUGCGUGCUCCGGAGUUCCAGGCCGUCACUUCGGAAGAGGCUCGCCGCGGUGCGUUUGAGAAGGUUCUCCGACGUGUCAAAGAACGUGAGGAGGAAGAUAGAGAACGACAGAAGCGGCGAGAACGCUCGCCUGAUCGCGGGUCUUACCGCGAAAGAGAGCGCGAACGCGACCGUGGUGAUCGUUCGCAUCGCAGCGAUCGGGGACGUCCUUCGCGCCAUAGUCGGAGUCCCGAGCCUGAUGCGUAUGAGGCGGACCGACGCAAGGCGAUUGCCGAAAGAGAAAAGAACUAUCGUAAGUCCAGCAUGGCCGAAAGUCUGGUCUCCGAAAAGCGUGCUUCCGAGCCUCACCGCGAUCGUGAUCGGGAGCGGGACCGCGAAAGGGACCGCAGCGGUCGUGACAGAGAUCGCGAGCGCGACAGAGAUAGGGACAGGGAACGCGAGAGAGACCGCGAUCGGGAGAGAGAGCGUGAUCGUGACCGAGAACGGGACCGUGAUCGUGAUCGGGAACGUGAGCGUGAGCGCGACCGAGACUACUACCCUCGAUCCCGUCGGGACGAGCCUCCAAGCCACUAUGACCGCGAACGGCGAGACCGCGAGGAAGAGCGUGAGAGGCUUUACCGCCGCCGUGUCGAAAAGGCUCCCGUGGAAGAGCUGCCGUAUGGGGAUGAGCGUCCGACCUCUGCUCGACGACGACGGCCAGAGGACGACGACGGCACCGAACGUCGGGAAUCCAGAGACUCCAAGAGGAUCAAGAGAGAACAAACCCCGCGUGAGCGUUCCCCCAAGGCCCAGAAACCCACGUCUCCACUUGCUGUCCAGCCCGUGUCCAAGAAAGAAGAUGACGCUGGCAUGCACUCCGGCAGCGAGGAGGGCGAAAUCGAGGAGGAUUAG